Molecule: messenger RNA, 552 nt
Organism: Malassezia japonica
Lineage: Eukaryota; Fungi; Basidiomycota; Malasseziomycetes; Malasseziales; Malasseziaceae
Gene: TOA1
Product: transcription factor IIA subunit alpha
Exons: 3
Coding region: 1-552 (183 amino acids)
Biological process (GO): transcription initiation at RNA polymerase II promoter; transcription by RNA polymerase II
Cellular component (GO): transcription factor TFIIA complex
Source: RefSeq, a predicted model, not a curated record
AUGAGCAACAAAGUAGUUUCAUUGACAUUCCGACACAUCAUCGACGAUGUGAUCGCGAAUGUCCGCCAAGACUUUGAAGAUAUGGGCAUCGAGAAGGAGGUGCUCGAGGAGCUGCAGCGGUCCUGGGAGGCGAAGCUCGUUGCGACGCAGGUGACCGAGUUCGACGGAGCCGGCGGCAGCUCGGCCGCACCGGGCGCGCGCCCGCCCGUGCAAUACACCACGACGCCAGGCGUGGAGCCCGCCACGGCGCGCAACACCCGGGUCAAGUCCGAGCCAAAAGACGACGCACAGGCCGACGAGAAAGAGAAGCCGGCGGCAGGGAAAAAGCGGAAGCACGAGGACGAGGACGAGGAGGCCAGCAACGAAAUUGGGUCCGACCUCGACGACUCGGAGGAGGAGGACUUUGAGGGGAACGAGGAUAUGAUGCUGUGUCUCUACGACAAGGUCCAGCGCGUAAAGAACAAGUGGAAGUGCGUUCUGCGCGACGGCGUCGCCUCUAUCGGCGGCCGCGACUACCUCUUUUCCAAGUGCAACGGCGAGUUCGAGUGGUAG